Messenger RNA from Dovyalis caffra, 609 nucleotides. The record is from the annotation of a GenBank genome assembly. NCBI's taxonomy places the organism in Eukaryota, Viridiplantae, Streptophyta, Magnoliopsida, Malpighiales, Salicaceae.
AUGGCCACUGAAGAGAGAACUCUAGUCGAAAUAUUAGAAGAAAACAACCUCAUUGAUCUUGCCAAAUAUAUAAACUAUGCCAGUGCCCCACAGGCUGGUGCCAUAGCAACAUUUUCAGGCACAACUCGUGACACUUUUGAAGGCAAAACGGUAGUGGAGCUAAGAUAUGAAGCAUACGUACCAAUGGCGAUACGCCAGAUCAAAUCCAUCUGUUCAUCUGCUAGAUCAUCCUGGAAUAUCCACUCCAUUGCUGUUGCACACCGCGUGGGCACAGUUCCAGUUGGAGAAACAAGUGUCUUCAUUGCAGUAUCGGCCGUUCAUCGUGCUGAUGCCCUGGAUGCUUGUAAGUUUUUGAUUGAUGAGCUAAAGGCUUCUGUUCCAAUAUGGAAGAAGGAGGUUUAUUCUAAUGGAGAGGUUUGGAAGGAGAAUUCAGAGUUUAUGGAGAGGAAGUUGGAGCUAGGGAAAACAAAUGGGAGCUGUUGCCGAAGAAAAGCCAAGGUUGAGGCACAUGGUACAAAGGAGGGUUGCUGUGGAACUAAGGUCAAAGUGGCUGAUGGAGUUGCAGCAGAGAUUAGCACCAGUGAUGCAGGGACUGAAGGAACAGUUUAA